AUGGAAAUUAAUGUGGGAUCAAGUAGCAGUGAUGUGAGAUCAAUUGAGCUGAGGAGGAAAUUGCAUCUGAGAGUUAAAAUGGCUGACACGGCUAGUCUGAGAGAGUUAGGAAAGAAGCUGAAGACAGUCCAACAACUCACUUUAGUGAGGAGAUAUGGAAAUAUUUUGAGAUUGAUGGAAGUGAAUGUGCAAGAAGAUGCCAUAACAGCUUUAGCCCAGUAUUAUGAUUCCCCAUUGAGGUGCUUCACUUUUCAGGAUUUUCAGGUAGCUCCGACCUUAGAGGAAUUUGAGCAAAUUCUAGACUUGCCUUUGGAGGGUCAACAGCCAUAUCGCCCCAUGGAACAUCAUGCAUCUCUACCAACUAUUGCCAAUGUCUUAAGGAUCCAUCCAGCAGAGUUGCAACAAGCUUAUCAAGAAAGACAUCAGAAUAGGGGAUUCACAAGAGAUUUUCUUGAACGACACAUGCAUAAUUUGGUAGAAAAGGAACAUUGGGAAACUUUCAUGGAUGUCCUAGCACUCACCAUUUAUGGCAUUGUCCUCUUCCCAAGGCAUGACAACUUUGUGGAUUUAGCAGCGAUAGAUGUGUUUCUUGCAUCUUAUGUCUUUAAAAGGCCAAGUGAGAUCAAGUGUCCGAUCGCUGAUUUGCUGAGGUUUCAAAUUGGGCAAAAAAAUGGUCAAGAGUGGGCUAAUCACCUAGCUAGUUUGAAUGAAGGACACAUCGGGUGGCACACUCCAUGGCAACAGUCGACGGCCAUUAUUUAUCAUUGCGGCAAUUAUCCAAAUGUUCCUCUUAUGGGUACUCGGGGUUGUAUAAAUUAUAAUCCAAUUAUGGGGCAACGUCAGCUUGCUUAUCCUAUGAUGGGACCACCUGCUGAGGAAUUAUUGGUUCCUUUUGUUGUCUAUUAUGAAGAUGGAAAUUUCACGGAGCUUAUCCAAAAAGCAAGGAAUGCUUGGGCAAUAAUUGUUUGA
Abrus precatorius (Indian licorice) is the source of this 969-nucleotide messenger RNA. RefSeq lists its product as uncharacterized. Bases 1 to 969 code for a protein of 322 amino acids. Lineage: Eukaryota; Viridiplantae; Streptophyta; Magnoliopsida; Fabales; Fabaceae. The record is from RefSeq and is a predicted model, not a curated record. The transcript has 2 exons.